This is a messenger RNA of Chroicocephalus ridibundus (black-headed gull), 4171 nucleotides long. It is a transcript of the gene CAPS2, whose product is annotated as calcyphosine 2. The transcript is spliced from 19 exons. Lineage: Eukaryota; Metazoa; Chordata; Aves; Charadriiformes; Laridae. Gene Ontology annotation, molecular function: calcium ion binding. The record is from RefSeq and is a predicted model, not a curated record. Bases 572 to 2335 code for a protein of 587 amino acids.
GGCGUUCGGGCGCGCAGCCGUACCCCGAGCGGAGAAUUCCCUCGGGAGCAACCGGGAGUUCGCCUUCCCCGCUCAGCCGAGGCGGAAUCUUGCCAAACUUCUCUGCGAAGCCUGUCUCGGAUUGGCCCCUCCGCGCAGCUGUACCCGGCGCGGCCCCGAGGCGGGCGGAGGCGGCGGGCAGGAAGCAGCUUUUGUGGAUGGCGAUUUGAAGAUGGAGUGUCUGAUUUCUGGGAACUAAAUGACAGGCUUUUGGUUCAAAACUGGCUGGGUGGAAGGAGGAACCAGCAAAGCAGGGGGUAGCAUACUGAUAAAAUGCUGCUCUGGAGCCCUCGGAGGCCAGCUGUGUGCCAGGGGGGCCCUUACGUCUUCCUGAAAAUAUUUUGUCCUAGGGCAUGGUGCAUGUGAGAGCCAGGCAUCAGCGGUAACUGAAGAGUAAAAAACGUUGGAUGUUGUUACCAAAGGAUAGCAAAUCAGUAAUCCUGGUAUGAGAAGGUAUCAAGAGAAGCAUGAGGGAAAGAGAGAGUUAAACUUGAGGCAAAGAGUUUAUUCUGAAGGCUGUCAUUGAAUUUGCAUGGAUUUGGAAGUUAAAGGAGUUGCUGUGUCCCCUCGAAGGCAGACUCAGCUGUCAUCAAUGGGGAAGAAACUUCAGGGCUGGAGACCAGAUACACGGGCAAGCCACAGUCCUCGCCCACCAGAGGUGCCAUGCCUAGAUCUAGGGAGGCUGGGAGAUUCUGAUGAAGAGGAUGGGGACUCUUACAUGCCAUACAGUGGAAGUUAUCCUCAUACAUGCCAUCUAGAUUCAUCUUCAGAUUGGAGAACAUCAUUACAAACACCAUAUGCACAGCAUCAUCAGGCUCAACAGAAGACCAUACCAGAAAAUCUUCCAUCCCCAACAGACAGAUAUAAACUGAAGUAUCGUCAGUAUGAAGCAGAUACGAGGGAAGAAUACAAGCAGUAUUCUCAGAGAAUUGCAGAAAAGAAAAAAGACCACUUCCAGUGUCCAGAAGCUUCAGUAAAGGGUACACAGCUUCAAGAUGGACAUAAUGAUGAUCUUACAGCUCUUGAUGAGAAAGCUCUCCUGCAACAAUGCUACAUAAGCAAGCCCUAUAAUAUGCGGCAUAGUAUAAGGAAAUCAGAAGCUGAGGAUGUUGCUGCAGAGAGGAGAAAACAGGCUGUUGUAGAACAAGUGAUGGUGGAUCAGUUAUCCAGAGCCGUUAUAAGUGACCCCGAGCAAUCCACGCGUGCUGAUAUUUACAAGGAAGCUCAUGGACUUCUGGGAUUUGGGACAGCACCAAUGCGUUGUAGAAAAAGAACGCUGCAUGAAACAAAAAUAAGGACCAAAUCAGGAUUAACUGAAAACAUGCUUUCUAACAAGCUACGCUUUGAUAGUAGGAUUAUAUCAAGAAAUGGUCGUGAUGCUUGUAGAGAGUUGAUUGGAUUUUUUUUCGCAUGUGACAGAUCCCUUACUGUGUACGAAUUUCGACAGUUUGGAAAAAAUCGAACAAAUGCCUUGCCUUUCAUUCAGAAGGGAGUUUAUCAACAUCAACGUGGACAAAAGAAGGGAAAAGCUUAUGAUUUUAGCGACUUCUAUAUUGGAGCUAACCUAACUUUCCGAAGUGUUGAUCAUAACCUUCCAGAAAGCUGUAAGCAGAACCCAGUUCUCACCCUUCGUGUGAUUGAUAUUGAUGAAGCAGCUGUGGAUUUUCUAAAAGCUUCUUCUAUGGAAUUCAAGCAAGAGUGUUCCAAGCAAGUGGUUGACAACAGCAAAGUUUUCAAGAAGAUUCAAGGUAUGCUCGGAGAGACACUAAGUAAAAGAGGAGUUCGGGUUCUAACAGGCUUAGGAAAGUAUUUCCGAAACAUAGACAAGAACAGAAAUGGUUUUCUCUCUCAGGCAGACUUUAAAGAAGCUCUGAAAGUAUUCCAUUUGGAAAUACCCGAAGGGGACUUUGAAUCCUUAUGGCUUAUUCUUGAUGAUAGCAAGAGUGAUAAGGUCGACUAUGGAGAAUUUACUCGUGCCGUAUUUGGAGAAAUGAAUGAGUAUCGGAAAUCAUUUGUAAGAAAAGCUUAUAUGAAACUAGAUUUCACCAAAACUGGGAGUGUGCCUAUGGUAGUUAUCAGAAAAUGUUAUUGUGCAAAGAAACAUCCUCUAGUAUUGGCAGGCAGAGCUACAGAAGAGGAUAUCAAGUCGUCAUUUCUAGAAACAUUAGGAGAGUCCUGCAGCAACCCCAAUGAAGUGUCCUAUUCUGAGUUCGAAGAUUACUAUGAAGGAUUAAGUAUUGGAAUCAUGGAUGACGAGGAUUUUGUUAAUAUCUUAAGGAACCCUUGGGGAAUUUAGUGGAAGACGACAAAAAUAAGGAAGAGACAUUUUCUAAACAAGGAGUGAGCUAAAUAAGGGAGGAUUUAGUCUUGAUGUGCAUUACUUCAUAAUUAGUGUCUUAAAGUGAUUUUUCAGGGACUGAAAAUUUUAGAUGCUUUUAGAAUAAUACAUGGCAAAUUUCUUAAGAGUGUCUGUUGAGCUAUGCUAGCCACAUUUUUAAUAGAAAUGCUGUUCAUUCCUUUUCAUUGGACCCCAUACCAAAAUAUGUCCUUUACUUGAUGUUAGAAUAAAGUAGCCUAUGUAAAAAUAAGAGGGAAUCAGAAUACUAAAAUGCAUAAAGGAGUAUAUGCAAGAGAAAACUUAGUUUUAUGAUACAUUGUGAAAAGCUUUAGAUUUGACUGUGGAAACGUCAAUGGUAGCUUUUCUUUGGAGUUUUUUUUUCUUGUAACAAUAGUACGUAUGUUCUCAUAACAUUCUUUGUCUCAUUUCUGGUUUCUUGUGCUGGUGCUUAGCCUGAAAGAGAGCAGGUCAUCCUUUUCCAGUUCUGAGGAUGUCUGCAGUACUGAAAGUGCAGCGAUGUUCACACCAAUUAGCCUUUGAAACUACUAUGUGGACCAUCUCAACUGAUCUUACUUUUUCAUCAGGCAUCUGAUGCUGAGCAUUGAAUCACAAAGGUUUUAAUAAGCACACAUAUAUUUUUUUUUUAAAUGCACUUCUUCCUUUCCUAUAUUUUGCAAAGUGAUUUUCAAAACAAAUAGUUUAUAUUUAAACAUCUGGCUUCUGUAUUUUUCUAUUGCUGUGAUUUUUUUAAACUAAAACUUAGUAGUGAUAUCCUCUGUCAAACUGAUACGUAGCAUUUCCUAUCUACUCCAAAAGUAUAAAACAGAAAAGUGUAAAAAAAAAAAAAACAAAACCAGCCCUGCUCUCUCACAACAAAAAUUAAACCAUGAAUUAAAAUAUGCCUUGCUACUUCAAAUAUUCAGCCAGAUAUGCCUUUCAAUGUAAUACAUCUUGUUAAUUCUGUAGAAUUCUUUGUGUUAAGAAAUGAAAAAUGCAUUAAUUUUAUAUAUAUAUAUAGAGAGAGAGAGAGAGAGAAAGAGAACCUCUGGUUUCAAGAUACCUGUCAUCAAAGUUAACUUAUGUUCAACUGCAUUUCUUAAGCCUAUGCAAUUAAAAUAUAUUAGUUUUCUUUGUGCUUGUCUGCCUGGUUUUAGAUUUAUAGUCUGUGGUUAACAGAACCUUCCUCUGAGAUAGAAUUUGUGUUUCGUAGGAAUUUAAGGGUGGUGCUGAAACAAAUGCUGAAAUGAGGGUCUUUGGUCCCUGUGUGGCUGACUGGUUUAUUCUAGAUAUAGCACUCGCAUGUUCUAAUAGCUUGGGCAUUGUUAUCUUUUCAUUGCUUGUGCCCUGUCCUCACUCAUAACUAGAAUUGCAGUUUCUGCUCUAAAUCCUCAAAUGAGGGAUUUGGGUGCGUUCUUUUGCGGCUGCAAAAGUCUGUAUGUAUUUGUUUACAGAGAAAGGCAAAUUCUUCAAUGUUUAUUCUAAGCGAGAAUUCUGAUGUGGCUUUAUUAUGAUCUUCUUACUCCCCAUUCCUGCUGGAAUUUAUCUUGCUGGAACAAUUUUGUUAAUUAGUGUUCUUGGAAUUGGUGAUUCUGAGAAGAGCAACUUCAGCUGGUUUUACAGGGAUCUGCUUGUUAAUCUGUCUGUUCGAAUAACUGAAAAAUAUCAAGUAACGUUUUUAUUAGUUUUUCACCUACUCUGUUUACACUUGUUCACUUAGGAGAGUUGUACCAACAUGUAAAAUUGUAGCUCAAUUUAAUAAAAGUGAAAGUGAUUGUGAAAUGAGGUAUUGACAUA